Messenger RNA from Trichogramma pretiosum, 1774 nucleotides. RefSeq lists its product as uncharacterized. The transcript is spliced from 8 exons. The record is from RefSeq and is a predicted model, not a curated record. The coding region runs from base 534 to 1559 and encodes 341 amino acids. NCBI's taxonomy places the organism in Eukaryota, Metazoa, Arthropoda, Insecta, Hymenoptera, Trichogrammatidae.
UCGUUAGGCCAUUUAAAUAUUUGCAUUUAAAAUUACCAAUCAAUUUUGAGCGCAGAUCAGAGUAAGCAUGGCAACGAAUCAAUCUACAUCGUCAGAAUACACAAAUCACUUAUGAAAAUUGUAAUUUUACGUGUGAUUUGGUGCAACGUGUGAAAUUUGCACAUUUAAUUCGAAUAAUUAGUUGGUAACUCAUUUUGUCACCGCCGAAAUUAGUCAAAGCGCUAUUGUCGCAAUUGUCUGGUGCCGUGGCUCGAAGUCUUCUGCUUUUUACGAUGUGUCAGUGCGUCAGCAGACCAGCACUUGCAGCUCAUUAUUAUUAUGUAGAGCUGUUUGACAAUCGCAAGUCCCGAGAGAGAAAGGGAGAGUGAAAGAGAGAAAGAGGAAGAAUCUAAAUAAAGCUUUUGAGUUAUUUUUAAUGAUAAGUAUGAAACUUGAAUGUUUGGAAAAUCUAACAUGGAUUUGAUUAAAAUUAAGUGAAGAAAAUUCGUCAAUUUACUACUAGAGUACUGAGCAUCUCAUGUUAAGGCUUUAGAAUGUUACUAAUUGAUAUGUUGGAGGGUUUGGCACCAUGGCUAGUACCCAAUUUCUUGUACGACUGGUCGCACUAUCCGUUUAAUAUUCAAUUAAAACCAAAUACAGCUGACUUCAUUAAGAAUAGAAGCAUAAAUAUAAAUGAUAAAGUUUUAAUAUUAUAUAUCUUAGUUGCCUCAACCACCUUACAUUUGAUCUUCAAAAAAAUGCUCAAUCAAUAUUUAAGGAGAACUGGUCAUGGCUUGCUGCACAGAAAUAGAAUUUCCACUAUAACAUGGACAUAUAUUUGUAAUUUUAUGAUUCUUGUAUAUACUAUAUUUUUAUGGCAUUAUAUAUUAAAUCCAGAAAUGAAUGUGAUCAUCAUGAAAAGUUUUUAUAUACACCACAGUUUAAUAUUAUUAAGUUCUGGUUAUUGGCAAAAAGCAUUUUCAAAUAUGAUGUUUAUGCUGUUUCUAUUUGGAAUCCCUAGACAAAGUUUAAGGCCUCCAGUUUCAACCAUGUUCCUUCUUAAAUCAAUAGAUUCUUUGAUUUUUGAUAUUGUUAGAAUAUUGUAUUUAAGAUGGCCAGUAAAAGUCAAAACUUUUUAUGCAAGAAUGAUUUAUGGUCUCUACUGCAUAUAUUGGACAUAUGCAUAUAUUAUUGAUAUUCCUCUGUACAUACUACUGCCAUAUAAUUAUCAAUCUUUGAAUGAGUUACUUCUAAUUUGCCUUUGGUUCAUCUCACAGUAUUUUGAUUUUGUAUGGUUUGAUUUUAUUAGACAUUGCAAUACAGAUAAGUUUUUAGAACGUUGCUUAUUUCCUAAACCCUCGUUCAACAGAAUGUAUUUAUCAAAAAUUGUAAAAAGGCACAAAUAUAUGCAGAAUAGAAAAUACAAACAACAUCAAGCCUCUCAUAAAAAGGAAUUGUGGCAGACGCUCAAGUGCGCGCUGACUGUCAAAAAAAAGAUCAACCGACUGAGAAAAGUAAAAAAAUCCAAAGAGGAAAGGGACCAAGAAAGUCCAAUGAACGACGAAAGUCAAUUAGAUUAAUCGAAUCAAUCUCAUCACGUGUGUACCACGCAAUACCCUCCUGUACAUUAUGUAAAUACAUUUGUAAAAUAUAUAAAAUAUAUUUGUCGAUAUGAAAAAUGGAAGUCAGUGUUAAAAAAAAUGUUUUAUUACUUGUAAGCGUUUCUUCGAAGUCAUCGUCUUGUCUUGUUCAUACAUUGUUUCUUUCCGCGCGCUUGCGGCGCGCGAAACAUUUU